AUGGCUCCAUACCGCAACGCAGUCUUUCAGUCUUUACACUAUUUUCGAUCCGCAGCUGAAGUUGGGGCUGGUGGGCUCAGGCUAACCAGGAAAGCAAUAUUCAACGCACAACAGCUAACUCCUCAAGGCCAAUGGAAGCGGAGGAUUUCGGGAAGGUGUGUCAACGGCGGUCGCUGCAACCCUGGUACCGGCCUGUGCGUCUGCCCCACCGGCUGGGUGGGCGAGCAAUGCCAGCACUGCGGGGGCCGCUUCAGACUAACUGGAUCUUCUGGUUUUGUAACAGAUGGACCUGGAAAUUAUAAAUAUAAAACGAAGUGCACAUGGCUCAUUGAAGGACAGCCAAACAGAAUAAUGAGACUUCGUUUCAAUCAUUUUGCUACAGAGUGUAGCUGGGACCAUUUGUAUGUUUAUGAUGGAGACUCAAUUUAUGCACCACUAAUUGCUGCCUUUAGUGGCCUGAUUGUUCCUGAGAGAGACAGCAACGAGACUGUCCCUGAGGUUGUUGUCACAUCAGGUUAUGCCCUGUUACAUUUUUUUAGUGAUGCUGCUUAUAAUUUGACUGGAUUUAAUAUCACUUACAAUUUUGACAUGUGUCCGAAUAAUUGCUCAGGCCGAGGAGUGUGUAAGAUCAGUAACAGCAGCAACACUGUUGAAUGUGAGUGUUUGGCAAACUGGAAAGGUGAAUCGUGUGACAUUCCUUACUGUACAGACAACUGCGGCUUUCCUCACCGAGGCAUCUGCGAUUCAAGUGAUGUCAGAGGAUGUUCCUGCUUCCCUGAGUGGCAGGGUCCUGGAUGUUCAGUUCCUGUGCCAGCUAACCAGUCAUUUUGGAUGCGAAGGGAAUAUUCUAAUUUAAAGCUCCCCAGAGCAUCUCAUAAAGCUGUGGUCAAUGGAAAUAUAAUGUGGAUUGUUGGAGGAUAUAUGUUCAACCACUCAGAUUACAACAUGGUUCUAGCGUAUGACCUUCUUUCUAAAGAGUGGCUUCCCCUGAACCGUUCUGUGAACAAUGUGGUUGUGAGAUAUGGUCAUUCUUUAGCAUUAUAUAAGGAUAAAAUUUACAUGUAUGGAGGAAAAAUUGAUUCAACAGGGAAUGUGACCAAUGAGUUGAGAGUGCUUCAUAUUCAUAAUGAGUCGUGGGUGUUGUUGACUCCAAAGGCAAAGGAGCAGUAUGCAGUGGUUGGGCACUCAGCACACAUCAUAACACUGAAAACUGGCCGAGUGGUCAUGCUGGUCAUUUUUGGUCACUGCCCUCUCUAUGGCUAUAUAAGCAGUGUGCAGGAGUAUGACUUGGAUAAGAACACUUGGACUAUAUUACACACCCAGGGUGCUCUUGUACAAGGGGGCUAUGGCCACAGCAGUGUUUAUGAUCAAAAGACCAAUGCCCUGUAUGUUCAUGGUGGCUACAAGGCUUUUAGUGCAAAUAAAUACAGGCUCACUGAUGACCUCUAUAGAUAUGACGUGGAUACCCAGAUGUGGAUCAUUCUUAAGGACAGCCGAUUUUUCCGUUACUUGCACACAGCUGUGAUAGUGAGUGGAACCAUGCUGGUGUUUGGAGGAAAUACACACAAUGACACAUCCAUGAGCCAUGGUGCCAAGUGUUUCUCUUCAGAUUUUAUGGCUUAUGACAUUGCUUGUGACCUUUGGUCAGUGCUUCCCAGACCUGAUCUCCACCAUGAUGUCAACAGAUUUGGCCACUCAGCAGUCUUACACAACAGCACCAUGUAUGUGUUUGGUGGUUUCAACAGUCUACUCCUUAGUGACAUCUUGAUGUUUACCUCGGAACAGUGUGAAACACACCAGAGUGAAGCUGCUUGUGUAGCAGCAGGACCUGGUAUCCGGUGUAUGUGGGAUGCGGAAACAUCUCAGUGUGUCUCCUGGGAAUUGGCAACAGAAGAGCAAGCCAAAAAGUUAAAAUCAGAAUGUUUUUCCAAAAGAACUCUGGACCAUGACAAAUGUGACCAAAAUACAGAUUGCUACAGCUGCACAGCCAACACCAACGACUGCCACUGGUGCAAUGACCAUUGUGUCCCUAGGAACCACAGCUGCACAGAAGGCCAGAUCUCCAUUUUCAAGUAUGAGAAUUGCCCCAAGGAUAACCCCAUGUACUACUGUAAUAAGAAGACCAGUUGCCGAAGUUGUGCCCUUGACCAGAACUGCCAGUGGGAGCCCCGGAAUCAGGAGUGCAUUGCGCUGCCUGAAAACAUUUGUGGCAUGGGCUGGCAUUUGGUUGGAAAUUCAUGUUUGAAAAUUACUACUGCCAAGGAGAAUUAUGACAAUGCUAAAUUGUCCUGUAGAAAUCACAAUGCCUUUUUGGCUUCUCUAACAACUCAGAAGAAGGUGGAAUUUGUCCUUAAGCAGCUGCGAAUGAUGCAGGCAUCACAGACCAUGUCCAAGCUCACCUUAACCCCAUGGGUUGGACUUCGGAAGAUCAAUGUGUCCUACUGGUGCUGGGAAGAUAUGUCUCCAUUUACAAAUAGCCUACUGCAGUGGAUGCCAUCUGAGCCUAGCGAUGCUGGCUUCUGUGGAAUCUUGUCAGAACCCAGUACUCGAGGGUUGAAGGCUGCAACCUGCAUCAACCCACUGAAUGGCAGCGUCUGUGAAAGGCCUGCAAACCACAGUGCCAAGCAAUGCCGGACACCAUGUGCCUUGCGGACGGCAUGUGGGGAGUGCACCAGCAGUAGCUCCGAGUGCAUGUGGUGCAGCAACAUGAAGCAGUGUGUGGACUCUAAUGCCUAUGUGGCCUCCUUCCCUUUUGGCCAGUGCAUGGAGUGGUAUACGAUGAGCAGCUGUCCCCCUGAAAAUUGUUCUGGCUACUGUACAUGCAGUCAUUGCUUGGAGCAACCAGGCUGUGGCUGGUGUACUGAUCCCAGCAAUACUGGGAAAGGGAAGUGCAUAGAGGGCUCCUAUAAAGGACCAGUGAAGAUGCCUUCUCAGGUCUCUACAGGAAUCGCCUAUCCACAGCCCCUUCUGAAUUCCAGCAUGUGUCUAGAGGAUGGCAGAUACAACUGGUCUUUCAUUCACUGUCCAGCUUGCCAGUGCAAUGGCCACAGCAAAUGUAUCAACCAGAGUAUCUGUGAGAAGUGUGAGAACCUGACCACUGGCAAGCACUGUGAGACCUGCAUAUCUGGUUACUAUGGAGAUCCCACCAACGGAGGCAAAUGCCAACCAUGCAAGUGCAAUGGGCACGCGUCGCUUUGCAAUACCAACACGGGCAAAUGCUUCUGUACUACCAAGGGUGUCAAGGGGGACGAGUGCCAGCUUUGUGAGGUAGAAAAUCGAUACCAAGGAAACCCUCUCAAAGGAACAUGUUAUUAUACUCUUCUAAUUGACUAUCAGUUCACUUUUAGCCUGUCACAGGAAGAUGACCGCUAUUACACAGCCAUCAAUUUUGUGGCUACUCCUGAUGAACAAAACAGGGAUUUGGACAUGUUCAUCAAUGCCUCUAAAAACUUCAACCUCAAUAUCACCUGGGCUGCCAGCUUCUCAGCUGGAACUCAAGCUGGAGAAGAGAUGCCUGUUGUUUCAAAAACCAACAUUAAGGAGUACAAAGAUAGCUUCUCUAAUGAGAAGUUUGAUUUUCGCAACCACCCAAAUAUCACUUUCUUUGUUUACGUCAGUAAUUUUACCUGGCCUGUCAAAAUUCAGAUUGCCUUCUCCCAACACAGCAAUUUUAUGGACCUGGUGCAGUUCUUCGUGACUUUCUUCAGUUGUUUCCUCUCUUUGCUCCUGGUGGCUGCUGUGGUUUGGAAGAUCAAACAAAGUUGUUGGGCCUCUAGGCGUAGAGAGCAACUUCUUCGAGAGAUGCAGCAAAUGGCCAGUCGACCCUUUGCUUCCGUAAACGUUGCCUUGGAAACAGAUGAAGAGCCUCCUGACCUUAUUGGGGGAAGUAUAAAGACUGUUCCCAAACCCAUUGCCCUGGAGCCGUGUUUUGGCAACAAAGCUGCUGUCCUUUCUGUGUUCGUGAGGCUCCCUCGAGGCCUGGGUGGAAUCCCUCCUCCUGGGCAGUCGGGUCUUGCUGUGGCCAGCGCCCUGGUGGACAUUUCUCAGCAGAUGCCAAUAGUGUACAAAGAAAAGUCAGGAGCAGUGAGAAACCGGAAGCAGCAGCCCCCUGCACAGCCUGGAACCUGCAUUUGAUGCUGGGGCCAGGGGACUCUCCCAUGCACGUGGGGGCACGUGGCCCACCAGAGCCAUCUGCAAGGGAUGGCACAGGCAGGGACGCAGCGGGGCCGUGUGGGGCAAAAACUGGAAACCCUCAGAGCACCCAACUCAUCUGCAUGAUCACAAACUUUAUUUGACAGUUUGUCCCAUCCGUGUCCAGCAUCGAACCUUUUACUUUUGCAUAGGAAAUAAUUUACCUUCAGGUCCAGGGAUGGUCCACUUGUUGCUGGAGGCCAGUGUAAAGCUAGCAAGAGAGUGAGGAGUGAUGCCUGGAUUCGCGUGUGGAAACUGUUUUUGGGACUGUCUCAGCUGCAAAAAUGGAAAGACGACGGGUCACAAGUAGACCUGCAUAUUCUGUUGUUCUUCAAUGUGGUCUUUUACAAACUACUCAGAUGAAUUAACUUGCUUUCAUCUGAAGCCUGCUAUCUUUUUUAAAGAUGUGCCGUUUAGGUUUGCCCAAUUUCAGCAGAUUAUCUUCCAGGAAGUAGCUUUUUUCUAGUUGAGAAUUAAUAAUGGUCCGUCUUUUGAAUCGUGUCAGACUAAGAAGGGGGCUGUAUUAAACAUCAAAGUCAGCAGUGUUACUUAGAAUGUAAGUGGAUGUGAUAGGUGUCUUCUAUAGCAACUUAAUUUAGUCUUAAUCCAUUUGAAACUCUCUCUUCUGCUCUUUCUCUUUGUCUCAUUCAAACACACACGCACAUGCGCACGUGCACACACAUAUACACACUAAGUGCCUAGACUUUAAAUAGAUCUAGCAAUUGGAAAGUUAGUGAGCCUAAGUUUUUACAUAAUUGCAUUCCUACAUUCUUGUAAAAUUUAAAUAGCUACCAUUGGCAGUCUGCUCUUUUUCUAAAAUCUAAUUUGCAGCCAGGAAAGAAUUUUCUCCCCCCAAGGAACAUUUGACCUAGCGGCAGGGACUGAGGAAAGCAGAAAUGAACUGUGAACGUACCUGUUUUUAUUGUUCUCCAAAAGUACACCAUCGAGAAAUUGUGGUCCCCAUGUGCCACCUGCCCCUACCUGGUAUCAGUCUAGUCCUGAUGCUUGCUUGGCCCUCUGGGCUCCUUCUGCCCGGGCAGCACAGAGGAAAGGACUCAUGCAUGUCAUGUACCUCCUUUGAGCAGAGUCAAGCAUUGAGCGUGCUCGGGACAUCUGGGUAAAAGAGCGGCUCUGUGUUCUGUAGCCUGCUGUGAACCUGGGACCAUCCUCAGCUGGGGAUGGGGUAGACACCAGGAGGGGAACAGCCCCUGCCCAGAGCCUGGAGAAGUCUCGGACUUGUCUGCCCCUUUUCCUGGGCAGGGCUUAGACCACCUGUCCUCCCAAAUGGCACUGACGACUGAAGAGGGCAGGGAACACAGAUAAGGGUGAAAAGCACAUGGGAAAAUGGACAGGAGGGACAUGCUGCCAUACAGAAGAUUACCAAACUUAAGAGGGGUAGGACAGUGCCCUGCUCUUCUCCCACAGGGCACUGCCUGAAUGUUGCAUUUCCCCAUUUAUGGUGCUCUGUCUCCGGCAUUAUGCAGCAGCCUCCCAUGAUCUCUUGCGCUUCGAAACCUGCAAUUCUCUAGCAUUACCUGAUUGGGAUGGACCUCUGGACAGCAGUGCUCAAGUCUGAAUUUGGAGAAAUUAACACUCAAAAGAACAAAACCGUGGCAUUUCACCUUUAAAUGCAGUGCCUAGAGAGGAGGUAUUAUCUCCAACCCAACACCAACCCCACUCCUGUGAAGAAGCUUCUGAAAAGAUGUUUCCAAGGAAGUUGAACCAUAAAACACUGAUGCACAAAACACCUCUACUG
Messenger RNA from Fukomys damarensis (Damara mole-rat), 5947 nucleotides. It is a transcript of the gene Atrn, whose product is annotated as attractin. Gene Ontology annotation, cellular component: Golgi apparatus. Lineage: Eukaryota; Metazoa; Chordata; Mammalia; Rodentia; Bathyergidae. The record is from RefSeq and is a predicted model, not a curated record. Gene Ontology annotation, molecular function: protein binding. The coding region runs from base 1 to 4134 and encodes 1377 amino acids. The transcript has 30 exons.